Molecule: messenger RNA, 3738 nt
Organism: Heterobilharzia americana
Lineage: Eukaryota; Metazoa; Platyhelminthes; Trematoda; Strigeidida; Schistosomatidae
Source: the annotation of a GenBank genome assembly
AUGAAUAAUAUACCCUUAUCCUCAAUGAUUGCUCCAUUAUCCUCAUCAUCAUCAUCGAGUAAAUUGUCUCCAUCAAGUUUUAGAAAUCAAAUAGUUUAUGAAGCGUCAUCAUUUCAACAGCAACAACAACAACUUCCAUUACAGUGUCAGUCAUUGUUAUUUACUCAGCCUUCACAACAACAGACUUUUAUUCAAGAAAAUGAUCGAAUGAUUAUCAAUCCAACUAACCAAUUGCCUACUAACAGUUUUGUCCUGUUGACUACUGUAGAUGGACAGACAUUUUUAGCUCCUAGUGGUGCCAACUUUAACAGCAUUUAUCCAACUGGAAAUCAAGCAAAUAGUUAUAUACUAAUACCAAAUCCAACAUCUAGUAUUAGUGGUUCUAAUUCUACUAGUACUACUACUACUACCACUACUACUACUACUAGUAGUAGUAGUAGUAAUGCUAUUUCUGCUACUACUGCUACUGCUGUGACUACUAACAAUAGUAAUAAUAAUAGUAAUAAUCUAACUUUAAGACCAGAAUAUAUGGAUGCCUUAUAUUCUCAGUCACAGCAUUCAGUUCAACAAAAUCCAUUUAUACUAUCUGGUUUAGGAAGUCAAGUGUUAAGAACACAGAAUUUGGUGUCAUCUCAUCAGCUGGCAACCACAUCAAUAGCAACAAGCAGGUCAUCAGUCACACCUCGAGCAUUUCAUCAACCAAUUGCAUAUCAUCUCACUUCAAAUCCGAGUAGUAAUAACUCAAUCCCAGUAAAUCUAAUUCUUUUGUCUACCUCCAAUUCAUCACCGUCUACUUUCACCCCUUCACCAAUCUUAUUGAACGCAACACCAACACCGACGCUAACAACACCAACAACAACAACAACAGCCCUACAAGCUCAAUCACAAUCAUCUAACUUAGCAACAGUUUAUCAAACUGAAAAUCGAUGUGAUUUCGACUUCAGCCAAUGUUCAACUAGAGAUACUAAUCUGAUUGAUUCAUUUCAGCCGAUAAUUAUUCAAAGGAAUGAUUCAAAUAUGACUACACUUCUUGUGAAUACAAACAAUGAUGGUGGUACACCUGUUCAUCGAGCAAUUACUCUCAUGAAUUCAGCUAAUCCAACAAGUGUUAACAAUAGUUGUAACAUGACACCAGUAACUCUAACCUUGACAACACCGAAAACAACAAUACCAACGACGGGGACAACAAUAACAUUACCUGCUUGUAAUCAGAUAUUUUAUGGACGAAACUCUUUACAGCAUCAGCAACAACAACAACAACACUCUCAACUACCUGUGUUGUUUGAUACUUCUGACAUGGAUCAGAAACUUACAGCCUCUACUACUGCUGCCACUGCUGCGGCUCUAUUUCAAGUUAGUCCAUUGAAACCAACUUAUCAAUCACAAAAUAGUAUCGUUCAAGCUCUCUCAUGUGGACAGUUGGUUGCUAUUGCUCAACCUGGUGUUGGUAAUAGUAAUAUACAACCUCAGUUAUCGACAGUAAUUGAAAGGAAACAAGAAUCUUCUACACUUCCGAAUCAAAUGCAACAACAGAUUCAACAAAGACUGCAACAACAACAUCAACUUAUCAAUUCAUCUGAUUUGAUUAAUGAUCAAUCGACAAUCACUUUUCUUCCGUUCAGUAACAAUCAUUUAACCAACAACAGUAUCACUACUACUACGACUACUGCUAAUAGUAGUAAUAUCAACGGUAACAGUAGUAAUAAUCAUAAACCGGAUCUCUAUUUUGAAUUACCCAUUGGUGAUGGAGAUCAACAUGGCACCACUGGUCAAACAAUCUAUCGUCUAUUCUGCACUGAUAAUUCUGAUCGUACGAUAAUUACAAAUGGAACAGUAUCUAGUGAUAACGAGAUCAGUCGUCUUUUUGUUGUCAAUAAUGAUCAUAGGCUAUCAGAUACAAUGAUGAAUAUACUUACAGUAGAUAAUUCAUCUUAUCCAUCGACAUUAUCAUCAACAACAAGAACAAUGACCACUGGUGCUGCUGCUGAUCAUCAAUUUAUUAUUGAUCAGUUUCCAAGUAUAGUUAAUCAACAUCAACAUCAAUUGAAUGGUUAUGCCUCGUUGUCAAUACCUACAGCCUCGUGUAUAACACUUUCACCACCAUCAUCAUCUUCAGUGUUGUCAACAUUUUCAUUGGCAUCAUCGUCACCAUCAGUAGCGGUAACAGCAGCAGCAGCAACAACAAUAACAACAACAACAACACUAGCUCCAUCGUCUCCUAGAUUAUCAUCAGCAUCUUCAUUAUUUGCGUCAAAUAUACACCAGACAUCAAAGAAUUCAUUGAUUACUACAUCGAGUCUAGUGAAUAAAGUGAAGCGAAGUAAUCAGCUUAGCGAAAUUCAUGUUGAUAUCGGUAAUAGGACUACAACUAAUGGCAACAGUAUAAGUAGUGACGGGGGUGAUACUGAUGGCGUUAACAAUAGUAGUCAUCACUUAAAUGCAGGAUAUCACAUCAAAAUUGAUGAAAGUCAAUAUGCUUCGCCUUCUUUAAUGACAACAACAAAACUAGAAAAUUAUAUGGAUAAUAAUAAUAAUAAUGAUAACGAUGACUGCAACAACAUAAGUAAUAAUGAUAAUGAUAGUAAUAGUAAUAGCAAACAUCAUUCAAAUAAUUCCCUAUCAGUACUUCCUCCUCUGUCAAGUAUGACAUGUCAUUUGAUCCCAAUGGAACCGAAACCUGAUCAGUUGAAAACUUUACAGUCGGUGAUUAAUUCUGCGAGUGCAUUCCAGUGUUCCGAUUUUCCAGCUUAUGUUGAACAAUUAUUUCGUAAGGGUAUACUUAGUGGUCGACGACCAUGGUGUUUAAAUUUCACUGCAUGGUUUAUAAAUACUUUAGUCUUUGAAGUAGAAAAUCGUACAGAACAUGUCAGUUUACGUUGGGGUGAUUUUCGUCUAUGUCAAACAGCUGAUGGACAAACAGAAUAUAUUUAUUUCAUUAAUCGGAUAACAAAUAAACAUUAUUAUCUAGCUGGUUCACCAUCAUCAUGUUGUGCACUUGGCUAUAAAAAAAGUGAAUUCGAUGCUAAAUCAUCGAAUGAACCACCAGUUCGAUGUCCAUGUCCUGUAGCUAUAUUCAAAGAGUUAAGAGAUCGACGACCAAGUGGAUGUUUAGAUGCAUAUUCAAAGUUUUAUUUACAACCUCGUAAUGUUGAAUGUCCUGAAGCGAAUGAUAUUGAAGAGAUACACGAUAAAGUACAAAAACCUCAUCUACUUCCAGCUAGCAGUAAUUGGUUUACAGUUCAUGCAUGGGGUAAAAAUAAACUUGGUGGUCUAUUUGCUGAAGCAUCAAAACUUGCUGGUCUACCAACUAUAUGGUUACGUAAACAUCGUUCAAGAAAUUUUUUUCCCGGUGGUGGAGGUUCUGGUAUUGGUGCACUUGGUAAUCUUCAUCAUAAUCAAUAUCUUCAGAAAAGUAUAAAUAAUUUGCAUAGAAUCAAUUCACGAACAAAUGAUAAUGAUGAUAUAGAACAUGGUGAGAUUACAAGUAAAGAGAAUCAAGAAUUGACUGGACAUACAGAAGUGAAACGUAGACGAAUAAUGAAUUGUGUUACAGAUACCUCUAGUGUCUUGUCAUUAUCAUUGACUAUGCCAAUGGUAGCGAUGUCAGCAACACCACCUACAACAUUAAUGAAUAACAAUCAGAGUGAUUCUAAUGUUACAGGCUGUGUAAAUAUCCUUCCUAGUUCCAUGACUAUUCUAAAACCGAAGGAAACGAUAUACACAUCAACGAUCAGCUAG